Messenger RNA from Copidosoma floridanum, 753 nucleotides. RefSeq names its product prefoldin subunit 1 (gene Pfdn1). Gene Ontology annotation, cellular component: prefoldin complex; cytoplasm. Lineage: Eukaryota; Metazoa; Arthropoda; Insecta; Hymenoptera; Encyrtidae. The record is from RefSeq and is a predicted model, not a curated record. Gene Ontology annotation, biological process: protein folding. Gene Ontology annotation, molecular function: protein folding chaperone.
UCCUCGUUUGUGUUUCACUGCCAACAAUAGUCUUUUAAGCAUACAUACUUUUAUGAGUAAAACAUAAGAAUUUAAUCAUUGAAUUGAGGUGAAUAUACUAUUAAUAGUUAUAACAACAUCAGGCAAAUACUAUUAAGUAUUUAACAAGUUGGCUGGACAAAUCAUCAUAGCAGAAUGGCUCGUGUACCGGAUGAAGAACUAAAAAAAGCAUUUGCAGAGUUACACGAAAAAGUCAUCGACACACGACAAAAACUCAAGUUAGCAGAUAUCCAAAUUGAAAGUCUCAAGAGAUCGAAGCAACGUGCUGAAUUAACUCAGAUUGAACUGAGAUCAUUACCUGAUAAAACCAAAAUUUAUGAAUCAGUGGGACGCAUGUUUCUGCUCCAAGACAUAGGCACUAUUAAAACUGAAAUGAACAAACGUACCAAGACAGCUGAUUCAAAGAUUAAAAGUCUUGAGACAAACAAAGAAUAUUUACAGAAAAAUUUAAAGGAAAGUGAGAACAACAUUCGAGAAAUGGUGCAGAAAAAACAGAAUGAAGAGGCUAGCUAAGGCCAGUGGUGUUAUUGGACUUACAUUUAUGUCUUAUUCACCGAACAUCUACAUUUUUAAUGUCAAAGCUUACAAAGUUUUAUUGAAUGCUCUUGUUAAGAACUUGUUUUAAAUUAUAAGCAAUUUAAUUCAAAAUGUUGAAAAUUCUUUUAUGCUUUAUGUAUGGAAAUUUAUGCCAAUAAACUUUCAUUUUUAAUUUGA